Molecule: messenger RNA, 2449 nt
Organism: Xenopus tropicalis (tropical clawed frog)
Lineage: Eukaryota; Metazoa; Chordata; Amphibia; Anura; Pipidae
Gene: spn
Product: sialophorin
Exons: 2
Coding region: 398-1615 (405 amino acids)
Source: RefSeq, a predicted model, not a curated record
UGGAGGUGGAUAUAGAGAUGGAGAUGGAGGUGGAUUUGGAGAAUUAUGGAAAAUACCCCUGGUUUCUGGUUGUCUGGCCCCUUCGAUAUAAUAAAUGUGAGUGCUGCUUGGGGAUGGGCAGUGUUCUUCCGCUUGAUUCACUGGUCCCUCAGCCCAAAGCCACGGCCCACCCCCUUCCUCCUCCCUUACUAACAGAUUUCUUCUUUCUUUCUUCCUGUACAAGCCACACUGUGCGAAGGCGAGACCAACCCAUCCGCUGUCGCUGGCAAGCCAUUCCGGGGUUCUCAGGAACGUGUUGAGAGAGAAUAAAAGCCGGAGACCAAAGAGUCCAAGACUCCUGCGUGAGAAAUAGUCUGAGAGCGACAGACAGAAGAGAAGGAACCCGGGGGCAGGCAGCAUGGGAAAGCACAGCAUUUGGUGCCUUGUCCUCUGCCAGUGCUUGUGGCUUUGGGGGGGAAUCGCUUUGCCCACCACCCUCCCCACCCUGCUGAAUAGUGAUAGCAAUGGCACCGUCCCUACUGCCACAAUAGAAGAAACCACAGACAACCAGGUCCAGCCUUUAGUAAUGGAAGAUACAAACACUGAAACUAUAACGGACACUCCAAAGCCAACAGAGAUCGGUCAUGCCAAUGAAUUGAAGCAACACGUCCCAACACAAGCCCAUAUGGAACCAGAGCCUACGUCUGCCCUGUCGUCUGCCCAAUUAAAUAAACUCAAUGAACCAGUCCAGGAGAAGAAUGAUAGCCAGACCACUCCUUCCCCUGAGGGCAAAGAUCUUGGUUUACUUUCUUCUGAGAGUGAAACUACUCAAAUGGACACAGUGACCACUGCGACUGAACUGGAAUCCACCACCGCUGUGAGCACGAGUGGUCCCAUCUCUACUGGCCAUGAUGGCAAAAUAGCGGUUAUUGAUAAGGAUAACGAGCCCACUGUGUCCAACAAUCCAACCACCAAACAUGACCCAAGCCAGACCCAUGGUACAUCUGACGGCCUUUUCACUCCUUCCCCUGAAUCCGGUAAAAUAACUAAAGCCAGUGACGAAGGCUCAGACUCACACUCAGGGACCAAUCAUGGUAGGCACAACACGGCAUCCCCUAGCAAAGAUAAAGAUUAUCUACGACAGUGGCUACUGAUCACGCUGAUUGUCAUUUUCACACUGAUGUUAAUUACAGUCAUUGUGGUCCUGGUGAGGAAGAAGAGGAGAAGCAGAUCUCAGAACUUCAGCAAGCGAGGGAAAAAGGGAGAUGGCAGAGACGUGUGGGCAGGGCAGGUUCCUCAGCUGGGUGAUGGGAGGGCAGCAGUGGGUGCUGAUGGGCUGGAGAAUGGCAUGGCUGCACCACUGUUGGAAGAUGAGCAGGAGAUGAGCACUUUUGUCAGUGGGGAGAAGAAGGGGGAGUCUGAAAUUGCCAGUGGGGAGGAAGAAGCUGGGGCAACUAAGAUGGCAAGUGGUGAGGGGAUGGAAAAGAAAGCAGAGAGCCCGGUGGCUCAGGAGGAGCAGGAGGUUCCUAAGGAUGUGAAGCCGGAGAUGCAACCAAAUGGGGAGGCCAAAGAGGAGCAGUUCCCCCUUCCCCCCGUGGAACAGGACUUGCUGGGCAAUGAGGACAAAGCAAUUUAGGACUUACUGUGUGGCCCGGCGAUCUGAAAAAGUAUAAUAAUUGACCAACAAAUUUGAUCUUAUCUCUGGGAAAACCUUGUGCUUCUGCGGACGUGCAAUGGGAACAAGCUUGACUCCAUAUUGCCAAUGCCUGAGGGUGUUUGACUCAAGCCCCCAUGUUAUAUCUCAAUAAUCGCAAUUACCAAAGUGCGGGCAUCUUUUAUCAUUAGACUUUGUAAUAAUAUAUAAUAAUUGCAGAUAUAAAGUUUGUCUAGAGAGUGGAGAUACUGUAGAUACUUGCUAUCAUUAUAGAAUGACCACUGGCUGUGCCUUUUUAUUUAGUGUACUGUCCCUAGUGGAGAGUUUUGGUAAUGGUACCAACCAUAUAUUAUUAAAAUAUAUACCUGUAUAUACUGUAAGGUCCAGUUGUGCCCCCAACAGUCCCAGUGCGAGAAGCUACAGCUGGGGGGCUGCAGAUGAAUUUCAAUGCUUUUAUUAUUAUUUCACUUGCUACAGUAAUUGACUUUGUUAUUUUCUUCACUGUGUGUCAUACUACAGAAACAAUGUGGCAGAAAUCAGCUCCUCUCUAGUCAAGGUUCCAGUUCCCACAAUGCUUUGUGUGCUUCUGUCUCCUUAUGUUCAGUACAUGCAAGGCAUUGUGGGAACUGGAGAGCUGGUUACUAACACAUUGUUUCAGCAGUCAGAACAAGCAGUGUAAGGAAUAGUAAGAGAUCAUGCUAUAAAUACUGCAUGUUGGAAUGUUACUUAGAAUUAUGCAAAAAAUGAAUUUGUCAAGAAUGUAAUGUAAUGUAAUGACUGCUUGAUCUGAUAGAUAAGUAAAGCUGCGAAACAUAA